Messenger RNA from Mus pahari (shrew mouse), 8711 nucleotides. It is a transcript of the gene Naaladl2, whose product is annotated as N-acetylated alpha-linked acidic dipeptidase like 2. The transcript has 14 exons. NCBI's taxonomy places the organism in Eukaryota, Metazoa, Chordata, Mammalia, Rodentia, Muridae. The coding region runs from base 9 to 2423 and encodes 804 amino acids. The record is from RefSeq and is a predicted model, not a curated record.
GUUUUUGCAUGUCUAACACUUUGUUCUGCAUACUGUGCAUACAAGUCUCCUUCCGUGGUCGUUUCUACCUUCAGCAAGGUAAAAAGAUGGCUUAUCAGAAGGUGAAGGCAGAUCUAAGAAACUCAGGACAUUCACAGUACUUAGACAAUGAUGAACUCCAAGCCACUGCCCUUGAUUUAGAGUGGGAUAUGGAGAAGGAACUGGAAGAGCCGGGCUUUGACCAGUUUCAACCAGAUAGUGCUGAGCAUCAGAACUUGGGGCACUCUGAGACUUUAGACCUCCAUCUUGAUUCCAUUCAACCAGCAACGUCACCCAAAGGAAGAUUCCAGAGACUUCAAGAGGAGUCUGACGGUGGGACCCACUACACAAGAUCUGCACCAAAGAACAACCACUGCAGCUUUUGCUACAUGUUAAAAAUACUGUGCAUAGCUACCACCCUAUUUAUUUUUGGAAUUAUAAUAGGUUAUUAUGCACACAUGAAUUGUCCUUCUGAUGCCUCACCAUCAGGAACAAAUAACCCUCAGUUAUACCAAGAUAUUCUGAAGACAAUCAAAGCAGAAGACAUAAAGAAAUCCUUCAGAAAUUGGCUACAACUCUAUGACAGCAAGGAUGACAUGGAAAUUUCAAAGAAGAUUAAGAGUCACUGGAUUGCAUUGGGCUUGGAAGAUACACAGUUUAUAAACUAUUCCGUGCUGCUGGAUUUUCCCGGGUCCUCUCCAGGCACCAUCACUGUGAGCAGCACUGGCCAGUGCUUUUAUCCUGAUGGCCAACCUUGCAGGGAAGAAGCCAGAGGAGGCCAUAGCCAAGAUCUGUUCUUCUCAUAUGCAGCCUAUUCUGCCAAAGGAACUCUCCAGGGUGAUGUCAUCGAUGUGAGUUAUGGAACUAUGGAUGAUUUAAAACGAAUUACAAAGUUGAAAAAUACUACAAAUCAAAUUGCACUCCUGAAAUUAGGAAAAUUACCACUACUGUAUAAGAUUUCCUUAUUGGAAAAGGCUGGGUUUGGAGGUGCUCUUCUCUACAUUGAUCCAUGUGAUGCACCAGAGUCUUCAGUCCUUAGCUCUGAGCCUUUUAUGGUGACGCUGAAUCCAGGAGGAGACCCCUCAACACCUGGAUACCCCAGUCAUGAUGGAAGCUUUAGACAAAGCCGACCAAACCUCACCUCCCUGUUAGUGCAGCCUAUCUCCGCAUCCCUCGUUAAGAUGCUCAUCUCUUUGCCAAAACUGAGAAUGGAUAAAGAUGCCUGCAGCCCUCUAGAACUUCCACAUAAUGAAAAGAGAACUGUCAGUUUGCAGGUACAGACAGUCACAAAGUUUAAAACAGUGUCUAAUGUUGUUGGAUAUCUAAGAGGCUUGACAUCACCAGACCGGUAUAUUAUAGUUGGCAGCCACCACCAUGCUGGAUACAGUUAUAAAGGGCAAGAAUGGGCCAGCAGUACUGCAGUCAUCACAGCGUUUAUUGAAGCCAUGAUGUUAAGAGUGAAGCAAGGAUGGAGACCAGAACGCACUAUUGUUUUCUGCUCGUGGGGAGGAACACCCUGGGGCAAAAUUGGCUCCUAUGAAUGGGGAGAGGAUUUUGUGAAAAUUCUACAAAAAAAUGCUGUGGCCUACAUUGACCUUCAUAGCCCCGUCCGGGGCAACUCCAGUCUGUAUCCAGUUUCAUCUCCAUCUCUCCAGCAACUGGUUAUAGAGAAAAUUAAGUUCAACUGCAAGCGGAGAGCUCAGUGCCUAGGAGCCAAUGUCAGCUCGGUGCAGAUACAGGGUGAUGCUGAUUAUUUCAUCAACCAUCUUGGAGUUCCAACUGUGCAGUUUGCUUAUGAGGACAUCAAAACAUUAGAGGGUCCAAGUUUUCUCUCUGAGGCCAUUUUUCCAACACAUGCAUCAAAAAUUGAAGAAGUAGAUCCGUCUUUCAACCUCCAUGAAGCCAUUACUAAGCUCUCAGGAGAAAUAAUUUUACAAAUUGCCAGUGAACCAGUACUGCCCUUCAAUGCCCUCGAUAUAGCGUUAGGAGUUCAAAACAGCCUUAAAGGUAAUGAGCCUAGUGUCCCUCACCUGCUUGCCUUAGCAUCAAGACUGAGAGAAAGUGCAGAACUCUUCCAGUCAGAUGAGAUGCGACCUGCUAAUGACCCAGAGGAGAGAGCUCCCAGCCGUGUCCGAAUGCUGAAUGACAUCCUUCAAGACCUGGAGAAGAACUUUCUGGUGCAGUGGGUACCACCCGGUUUUUAUAGAAACAUCCUGUAUCAUCUUGAUGAGAAGACAAACCAGUUUUCCAUUCUUAAGGAGGCUUGGGAGCACUGCAACCCACAGACAUCAAAUGAGACUUUUCAAGAGGCCCUGUCCAAUGUGCUGAUUAGCAUUAAUUCAGCUCAUGUUUUCUUCAAAGCAGGACUGGAUGUGUUUGAGAGUGUCUUACUUGGAAAGAACUGAGAAAAUGCUCAGACUUUUUCAAAAUUUGUUUACAAUUGUAACAGCAAAAGCUCUAAUUUGAUCAGGUGUUUGUCUGUUUGUAUUGCUGUUUUUUACUGUCACUGAAGACCUCCCUGAAGUUUAAAGCUAUUAUGCAGUGUAAUUUUUAAUGUAAAUGGGAAAGAACAUUUUGUACUUUUAAAAUAUUUUCUUAUAACUCCACUGGAGUAUGUAAUAACAAUUGAAAUAAUACUUAAGAGUUAUUACAGAGAAAUAUGCCAUAAUUUUAGAAAUAAAACGGUUGGGAAGAGGUUAAGAUAUUCUUGUCAUUGUCACUACUCUGGACAGAAUGUGGAGGAAUGCCAAUAUUCUCUCUGAUGAAUCCUCCAGAGAGUUUAAGAUAGAGAUGGAGACCUGAUAAGGUUUUAGAUAAUUUUGCAAGUAUCUGUUCAAUGUGAAGCCAUGAUGCAUUUUGAAUGUGUGAUUGAUGCCCCAAACCACUUCGAAUGUUUCUAUUUUAUAAAAUGAAGUCUGUCUUCUUAACACAACUAGAUGUAGUAUUGCACUGGUUAUGAAAUUGCGUUUUGUAAGAAAUAAUGAAAAGAAAAAAAGCCAUAAACAUUCCAAGGGGUGGUGGUGGGGGAAUUCCCAAGAAACUAGAUGGAGCAAUUUAAAUGCAAAUUCUUCCAAAGUGACACGGUUUCAAAACCUCAGUUGAUGCUACGUGAACUUCAGCAGUGAUGUACAUUGACAAGGAAGAGAACAUAUCCUACUUUCUGUGGUUUUGACAGAACUUUACUUUCUGUGGUUUUUGACAGAAUUACAGAUACAGGAACUGUGCUAAAGAAGUACCACACAUGGCUAUCCCUCCCUACAUCUUCCUCACAACAUCUUGCUCUAAUGUCACUUUAACAGAACACCAUAUAACUAUGAUAGAAAAAUGGCAAAGCUUGUCUUUGAAAAUCCAAAAUAUCACCAAAUACCACUAAGUGUUGUUUUAUACAACUGGCAAAAACAAAACAAAACAAAACAAACCUAUUAUAAAAUGUAUGUUUGUUUUGUCAACAACUACUCAAAUUCAAAAUGAAAAUCUAACAUCUUCCCCUUUGUUAUCCUUUAUAGUGGCAAUGCUUUAUAGCAUUCCACUUAUGCUAUCAAAAAUUAGAGUUAUUUUGGGCCUGUUCUCACACAUUUCUCUCAUGUAGGAGAGGGGAUUGUAUCUUGAUUUUGUCAUCCAGUCACUCCAGAAUCUUUAGUCCCUCUAAAGUGGUAGAUUCUGCCUACUUGUGGACAAAUAAAAUUUUAUCCUACAUGUUUACAACAUAUUUGUUAAAAUAAUAAUUUUCUUGUGUUGAGUAAUGCAGUUUCCUUUUGGAAAUAGACCAUGAGAAUAGUUCCCUAACUAUUUCAAUCCUGAAAAAAUUUCCAUUGGCAUCCAGUAGUCUUCCCUGUUCUUCUAAGUCUUUACUUCUUUAGGAUGAACAUAAAAGUUAGGUUAGUUAAAAAGGAAGCUAGAGUUGAGAGAAAAGAUUUAACCAACAUUGGCUAAAUGAUUGGCAAGAGCCAUCUCCCAACAUUAGUAAUGAUUGCUUUCUCAAAGCAAUGAACUGAGGCAAUUAUGUAAUAAAUUAUAUAAUUCAAGCAGAAGUCCAUGUUUAUCUGAAGUGCCUAUGUACAAACAUCUUCAUAUGAUAAAUGAAAUACCUUUUAGUAUUUUAAUGCAUGUAUUUAAUGUAAUGAUUUUAACUAUACUUGCUUGAGAACAUUUUGCCACAUUGUUUAAUAUGUGUACAAAGGCAUUUAGAAGGUUUGGCACUGCCUACCCAGCACUGCUUCUUCUCCACUAUCUGCAGAGAUCACAGAACAAAUGGGGUAAGAUUACCCAUACUGCAAAAGAGUCAAAUCUUAUGUCAAAGAGUGUUUCAUACUGAAUCAAAGCUUAUGCAGUUCAUAGUAUGGAGUUGAAUUUGGUAGAUUAACAUCUUAGAUAAAAUCUCUACAUUGAUUUAAUACAACAUUUCCAAAAAAAAGUAUUGAGAACACAAAAAUCACCAUUUAGGAUUUUACAAAAACUAUGUACAUAGGGAAAGAAAUUUCAUAUGUAACCUAUAUUUCUUCCUUCUAAAUUUAUUUGUUCACUAAAAUACAGUUAACCUAUGGCUAGUAUAUUCUAUUAGGUCAUUUAAAAGCCUGUAUAAAGUGUUUAAAUUAGAUUUAAAACAGAUAUUCAUGAAUCCUGAAGAUGAUGCUUCAUGUUUUGAUUUUACCUAGCGCUGAUCUCUUACAACAUUUAUCAUAACCCUGUCAUGCUUGUCUUAAGACAUUUUCAGAUGCAUAGCAUGUUAAUGUUUUGCAGAACAUUUUAGUAGAUAUAAUCCUCAACAAGGGAGUGACAAGUGGUCUGUGAAUUGGUAGUACAUUCAAACUGAUAGAAAGACAUCUAAGUAUCAAGUACCACUCAUAGUACUUCAUAUAGAAACGUGCCCAGGAAACAGCAAGUCAUAGAUAGUCCAUUUAGCCCCCACUCCCCCGCAAAAUCAAACCUAUGCCGUGAGUCUGUGUCCAGGCUGAAUAUCUUGGCAUAUUACUCCUGAUCUGAGAGACAAAAGGGAGCAUGUCAGUCAAGACCAAGAUCGAGAAUCUUGCUUUUAAUCAUAAAAUCAUCACUAUCCAAAUCAGCGGCAGUACUGGAUGGAGCGAGAUGAACGGAGAAAUGUGGACAUAGGCAUCUGGUCAGAGAGUGGCUAAAGCCCCCUGGAUUUUCAGGUUUUCAAUAUUCUUAUCCAGUGUACACUGUCCUCCCUUCGAGAAGGCAGAGAAUUAGUUGAAACUAGCCACCGAGUCUGAUGCUGUUUUGAGCUGGGAACAUGAUUUUAAUGCCAGACAAGAUCCUAUUUUGAAGAAACUUGACAAAAUGUUCCCAGAAUAUCAGGGAAAAUAGAACAAAGUCUGAAGAAUGACUGUAUAUGAUGCCAGAAGUCAGAAAGAAGGAUGCUGAGCAAAAUAUAACAGAGGGAACUGUUACCUGGAAGCAUCACCAGUGGUUGUUUGAAGUGUGAAAUAUGAGGAAAGAGUCUUCAGAAUAUUUAUUCUCAGAUUUGAUUGCAUCUAGUUUAGUGAUUUCUAAUCAAUAUUAUUCCUAAAUCCUGAUAAUACACCCUUUUGAAAUUCAUAAAAGAAAAGAAAGUCAAAUUAAUGAGGAAUCCCAAAGAUUUUUCACAGUGACAUCAUUAAAACCCCAAAUGAGGGACUGGAAAGAUGGUUCCACAGAGAGGAACACUGGCAACUUAAUCAUGAAGACUUGUAUUCAGUUCCAGCACCUGUCUGAGAGUGCAUAAAUGCAUUCACUAAGGGAUUCAAUUCCCCACUCCUAGUUUUCAAAGGUAUCACAUACACAUAUUCACACAUUAAUAAAAUAAACAUCAAACAAAAUAUAGUAAAUACAAAUGAUAACCUGUUAUAUCUAUAAAAGAGCCGUAGGGUGUAGCCGAAAUUUAUGCCAGCUACGGACUAGGCAUAGCUUACUAUGCUACAUAGUUCCCCCUAGUUGUCUAUACAACAACUGAUUUAACAAGGAAGAACCCACAUUUAAUGAGACAUCUUCAGAGUUUUCAGAUUAACAAUGAUUAAUAAUAAUAAUAAUAAUAAGAAGAAGAAGAAGAAGAAGAAGAAGAAGAAAUGUUGUGUUGUUUCUUUCUUCUCAGAGGUUACCUGUAAUGUCAUCAAGGACUUCUUUACACCAAAUGAUGCAGAGAACACAGUGUUUCUGUUUGAAAGCAUAAUAUGAUGUAACAUUUUGAGGUAGCUUAACACAUACAAGAAAUCGCAGCUAAAUCACCAACAGCCUUGGCUAGGAACCACUUUAUCUUCAAAAUACCUAAAAAGCAGCAUACACAAUCUUCAAUAGCUAUAGUCCAACUAAAAAAUGGUAUAUAUGUGUAAGUUUGAAAACAUCUAAAUAAUGAAAACUAAUCACAGAUAUACUUUCAGGACAACUAAGCUUCAAGUUGUGAAACCAAGUAGAAUGUACUACUAUCAUUAUUUCCUAUACCAACUGUUUGUACAAUUCAUUAAGAAAGCAACAGGUGCAUUGAUUUAGGAAUAAAGCUAUAUAUCAGACUCUAAACCUCAACUUCUUCUUAAAUAAAUACAUAGCAUGUCAACAUUUGUUUACUAGAAAGGUAAAAUAUGCUUUCAGACUCAGAAAAAUAAAAUAUUUGUUAUAAUUUUUUUCCGUUGUGAAUCAGGAUUUGCCUGAUGAAAAAAUAAAUUAUUUGCAGAAUAAAUUGGUAGAUAAAGUCACUAAUGCUCUCCAGAGACUCUCUGUGGUAUGUGUAAUUAAUUACUGAAAUAAUUAAGCUCUCCUUGAAGAUUACACCUUGCCAUCUCAUUGGUUUAACAUGUUACUAAAAUGUGGCUUGGCCUCACAUUUUCAUAUUAGAAAAGAAUUGCUUUGAACUGCCAAUACAUAUGCUGAGUAGAAGGGAAAUGGUUUUUGCAUAUUGCAAUAAAUUAUUUUCCAAUGUGUUACUCUGCAAGACUGAGAAUUUAACUUAGGCAUGGGGGAACAAGUAUUUGCUGAGCUAUGCUUUCAAGCUCUUGCACGAGUUUAAAUUCCUAACCUAAUAUAAAAUGGCUCAUUUUUUUUAGAACGGUAAACCAUCCUUAAAUCUAAAAGAGCACUGAGAGUUCCAAGUACCCUCUCAAGUAUGAAUACCCUUUAGUUGAACAGAAUUGUUUUAUCAGAUUUUAAAUUUGAAAUGAAAUAAUUGUGAAGAAUUGCAAACCAUAAUGUAGAAUGUUUCUGGCUAUCACCAUGUUCACUCAAAAAUAUAUUUUCUUUUCUUUCUGGGUACCCUUUAGAAAUGGUCUUAGUCAUUCCCUUACUGAAGAAUGGGUUUGUAAGACCCACCUAUUUAACAUAAAUGUAUCUGUUAAACACCUAGAUGUUUCAUUACAUAAUACCUUUACAUUAUCCUCCAAAGAUGUGCACUAAAAGUGCCUUUAGCAUAGAAGCUGUCAAGAAUCCAAAACAUGGCUCACUGUGAGUGAGAUGUUUCAUAAAGGCAUUUAUAAUCUAAAAUUCAAAGUGGAUAAGAAUUUAAGAGCAAAGGAUGAAAGUGAGGCAAAUUUAGGGACUCCCAUUGUAAUGUUUUUCACUAUAUUAUGUGUUUGGAUAUAGUUUCCAAGGUUACAAUAAACUAAAUAGUGAUAUUAAGGAUUUUAGCCAAAUUGUACUCAGCAAAGCCAAAGAAAUGCAUGACUUCUCUAAUUUGUUUUUUCAAGGAUUUAGUCAAGACUUAGAACACAUACUACUGAUUGACUUGCUUCAUCCAAUGAAAGCACUAAUGACUGUGCGCAGAGCCUAGCAGUAUUUUGCUCCUUUCAUGGUCUAAGCCAAUAAGCACUGAGGUAGCUUUUCUCAGAAUAAAACACAUUUUAUUUUCCAGCGGCUGAUUAAUUUGCCCCACUUCAGUCUCAAAAAGACUACACAGGUGCCUGUCCUAUGCCAUAUAUCAUGUGUUCAAGUUUUGUAAGCUCAAGAGAUUAAUAUGCAAUCAUUAAUAUGAAUGAUUGUGCUCUAUUAAAGUUGAAAUUGGUCUUUUGUUUUUGUAAUUAAAGUGUAGACUUGGUAUCUGUACAGAACUUCACUGAAGAAAUUAAGUCAGAGUCCGUAUUUUAACGGACUACAUAUAUUUUUCAAUCAAAACGUAAAAUUAUUUACUUAUCUAUACUCUUCAGUAAUUAUAAGUUUAUAGAUACUUCAAGUGACCUAAAUUCAAUAUGUGACCAUGCAGAUGGUUAAUACCUGGGUUUCACCUUUGUGAUUUCUUACUUCUGUAAUAAUUUAUUUUUAAGUAUACAAAGUGGAAUUAUAUUAAUAACAGUGUUUUCAUUUGUUUUUUACCAAAAUGUGUGAUUAGACAUUACUCUGGAAGUUAGAACAAAAUAUGACUAAUAAGGAUAAUUCAAACAAAGUAUUUCACUACACUAUUAUAGCUUCUCUGCAGGAAACAACAAACCCAAAUGGUUAAGUGUAGCUAACAUAAUUAUAUUCCAAGUAUGUUACAGAUAAUUUUACUCAGUAGCAAAGCCAAACUCUAUUAGGUGAUUGAGUGUGUACACUGCAAACAAAAGGGGCUAGUGGAGAACCUAUUCCACAUAUUUUAACUUGCUAUUUGGAAAAAAUAUAUCAGAUGAAAAUCUUCCUAGGGCACUCUGAUGUUUUUGUUUGUUUUUAGAGACACUGAGAAAAUUGCAUGACAUUUUGAUAAUACUUUUCUAUAUGGGCUUCCAAUGUUCAUAUAU